Molecule: messenger RNA, 297 nt
Organism: Geodia barretti
Lineage: Eukaryota; Metazoa; Porifera; Demospongiae; Tetractinellida; Geodiidae
Source: the annotation of a GenBank genome assembly
AUGGCUGUUACCGUACGUAUUCCAACCCCUCUCAGAAGACUCACGCAAAGUCAACCGGAAGUUGAAGCAGAGGGAGAUACAAUUGAAAGUCUCCUCGAAAACCUUGAGGCAAAUUAUCCGGGAAUCAAAGAACGCAUCUGUGAUGAAUCCGGUAAUAUUCGUCGUUUUGUUAAUAUUUAUCUCAACGACGAAGAUAUUCGCUUUUUAGAUGGCAAUGCAACGACAGUUAAGGAUGGCGACGAAAUCUCAAUUAUCCCUGCAAUCGCAGGCGGUUCAUCAGAUGAUGAAAGAGACUGA